GUUACAUAUGAUCUGAGGCCCUUACUUGUAGAAUGGAGUUUCGCUCAUUAUGCGACUUGACCAGAGUGCGAUUAGACGAAUGGAAUAGUAAUCGAGGCAGGGUCGAAACGCAGUACUAUGAGCUAAUCAAGCAGAUAGUGGAAAAUAAUCGGGCGAUUGUUUUUGAGGCAGCGGCUGUUGCUGAAGAAUUUGCUGAGGUUUUCGAAGGUCGGGCGCUAGAGCUCGUGAUACUGGACUCGAUUUUGAAACGCAAACUUGUCGAAGCUAUUACAGCGCUCGUUGCAUUUGAGGAACGCAAUCUAAGGGUAUAUGGCAUAGAAAACCGUCGUGACUUUACCCCGCCAGCAACGACUCCGUGGCAUCUCGUUCGUCCCAUUCUGAAUAAGCUCAGUCGUCUGAACAAAAUUCUCUAUUCGCUGAGGCCAGAAUUUUUACCACGUCUUAUAGCACAUGCUGAAAUGGUCAAGACUCUAAUUGCCGAAGACCAUGCUCCUGAUAUUCUUGAGCAGUUUCGCAUGUUCUUCCAAAAUGUGAAGCUCGAACGCGACGACGACCACGUCGGCGAAGACUUCGUCUCUGAUAUUCUUGAACAGUUUUGCAUGUUCUUCCACAACUUGAAGCUCGAACGUGACGACUUGAGGAAUUCAAUGAUGGGAUACUUUCCUGAAUAG
Cylicocyclus nassatus is the source of this 671-nucleotide messenger RNA. Lineage: Eukaryota; Metazoa; Nematoda; Chromadorea; Rhabditida; Strongylidae. The record is from the annotation of a GenBank genome assembly.